Piliocolobus tephrosceles (Ugandan red Colobus) is the source of this 1944-nucleotide messenger RNA. Its product is annotated as UDP-glucuronosyltransferase 2B23. The record is from RefSeq and is a predicted model, not a curated record. Lineage: Eukaryota; Metazoa; Chordata; Mammalia; Primates; Cercopithecidae. Gene Ontology annotation, molecular function: glucuronosyltransferase activity.
AUGUCUGUGAAAUGGACUUCAGUAAUUCUGCUAAUACAACUGAGCUUUUACUUUAGCUCUGGGAGUUGUGGAAAGGUGCUGGUGUGGGCAGCAGAAUAUAGCCAUUGGAUGAAUAUGAAGACAAUCCUGGAAGAGCUUGUCCAGAGAGGUCAUGAGGUGACUGUACUGGCAUCUUCAGCUUCCAUUCUUUUUGAUCCCAACAACUCCUCCGCUCUUAAAAUUGAAGUUUUUCCUACAUCUUUACCUAAACCUGAGUUUCAGAAUUUAGUCACGCAAGAGAUUAAGAGAUGGUCAGACCUUCCAAAAGAUAUAUUUUGGUUAUAUUUUUCACAAAUGCAAGAAAUCAUGUGGAAGUUUGGUGACAUAUUUAGAGAGUUCUGUAAAGAUGUAGUUUCAAAUAAGAAAUUAAUGAAGAAACUACAAGAGUCAAGAUUUGACGUCGUUUUUGCAGAUCCUAUUUUUCCCUGUAGUGAGCUGCUGGCUGAGCUAUUUAACAUACCCCUUGUGUACAGUCUCCGCUUCACUCCUGGCUAUGGUUUUGAAAAGCAAUGUGGAGGAUUUCUUUUCCCUCCCUCCUAUGUACCUGUUAUUAUGUCAGAAUUAAGUGAUCAAAUGACUUUCAUGGAGAGGGUAAAAAAUAUGAUCUAUAUGCUUUAUUUUGAUUUUUGUUUCCAAAUGUAUGACAUGAAGAAGUGGGAUCAGUUUUAUAGUGAAGUUCUAGGAAGACCCAUUACACUAUCUGAGACAAUGGGGAAAGCUGACAUAUGGCUUAUUCGAAACUCCUGGAAUUUUCAGUUUCCACAUCCACUCUUACCAAAUGUUGAUUUUGUUGGAGGACUCCUCUGCAAACCUGCCAAACCCCUACCUAAGGAAAUGGAAGAGUUUGUACAGAGCUCUGGAGAAAAUGGUGUUGUGGUGUUUUCUCUGGGGUCAAUGGUCACUAACAUGAAAGAAGAAAGGGCCAACCUGACCUUUUACAUUAGCUCUGGGAGUUGUGGAAAGGUACUGGUGUGGCCCACAGAUUUCAGUCGUUGGAUGAAUAUAGAGACAAUCCUGGAUGAGCUUGUCCAGAGGGAAGCACAAGAAAUCAUCUGUACAUUUAAUGACAUAAUUAGAAAGUUCUGUAAGGAUGGAGUUUCAAAUAAGAAACUUAUGAAGAAACUACAAGAGUCAAAAUUUGAUGCUGUUCUUGCAGAUGCGAUUGUUCCCUUUGGCGAGCUGCUGACUGAGCUAUUUAACAUACCAUUUGCGUACAGUCUCCCCUUCUCUGCUGGCUGCACACUUGAAAAGCAUAGUGGAGGAUUUCUAUCUCCACCUUCCUACAUACCUGCUGUUAUGUCAGAAUUAAGUGACCAAAUGACUUUCAUGGAGAGGGUUCUGUGGAGAUUUGAUGGGAAUAGACCACAUGCGUUAGGACCCAGUACUCAGGUGUACAAGUGGAUACCCCAGAUUGACCUUCUUGGUCAUCCAGAAACCAGUGCUUUUUUUACUCAUGAUGGAUCCAAUGGCAACGAGGUGAUCUACCAUGGGAUCCCUAUGGUGGGCAUUCCAUUGCAUGAGGAGGAUCAACCUGAUAACAUUACACAAAUGAAGGCCAGGGCAACAGCUAUUAGAUUGAACUUCAACACAGUGUCAAGUACAGACUUGUUCAAUGCACUGAAGACAGUAAUUAAUGACCCUUUAUAUAAAGAGAACACUAUGAAGUUAUCAACAAUUUGUCAUGAUCAACCAGUAAAGGGGGCAGUCUUCUGUUUUGAAUUUAUCACGCACCAUAAAGGAACCAAGCACCCUCAGCUUGCAGCCCACAACCUCACUUCGUUCCGGUACCACUCUUUGGAUGUGAUUGGGUUCCUGCUGGCCUGUGUGGCAACUGUGAUAUUUACCAUCAUAAAAUGUUGUGUGUUUUAUGUCUGGAAAUUUGCUAGAACUGGAAAGAAGGGAUAA